This is a messenger RNA of Rhizophagus irregularis DAOM 181602=DAOM 197198, 793 nucleotides long. The record is from RefSeq and is a predicted model, not a curated record. Lineage: Eukaryota; Fungi; Glomeromycota; Glomeromycetes; Glomerales; Glomeraceae.
GUACGUAUUUAGCCACGUCCAUUAUAGAGACCUUCUUAGCCUCACAGGGAAUCACACUCUUUCAUGGAUUGAUUUAUAUAACCAACAUCUUGUAGAUCAAUGAUGACCCUAAUGAUUUAAUUGGAUGAUAUUCAAGAAGUUGAAGGUAACGAUUCUGAUGAAGAAGACGACGACACGCCACAGGAAGCGUAUGAACUUCGAACUGGCUGGAUGUUACUGGCUGAAAUGAUGGCAAAUAGACAGACGCGUAGCUUAGAUGACUUUAGUGCGCGUGAUAUUGAUAGAAAUCACAACGAAAGUUUGCUACGAUACCGUGAAAGAGUAGAAUCCAUAGCACCUUUAAGAAUUAUUGCCAUGGGUACUGAUGAGAACAAUAUGGUAGUUGCUCCAACAGGUGUUGCGGCUUUUAACGUUGAAGGCAGCACUAUACAUUCGUCACUUUCUGUUCCAAUAUGCGGGUAAACAUUGAGAAUCUUUGAAGAAAACUAAAAUAUAUAGAAUAUUUAUAAUCGAUGAAAAGAGUAUGGUAGGAUGUCGUUUUCUUGCUAUAAUUGAUUUACGGCUGUGGCAAACAUUUCCGGAUCACUACAAUAUUCCCUUUGGUAGCCGAUCCAUAAUUCUUAUUGGUGACUUUGGACAGCUUCCUCCGGCAUGUGAUGUUCCCAUGUAUUCUCAGGACUCUCGAGAUCAUAUGGUCGUAGUACCUAUAGUCAGUGAUUGAAGGUCUACACGAUCCGAAUUCCAGAAAUAUUCCUGAAUCAGAGAGAAAAACUUCUUCAGAUGCCAUCAAUGU